Nomia melanderi (Alkali bee) is the source of this 1846-nucleotide messenger RNA. RefSeq names its product protein O-glucosyltransferase 2. Lineage: Eukaryota; Metazoa; Arthropoda; Insecta; Hymenoptera; Halictidae. Gene Ontology annotation, cellular component: endomembrane system. Gene Ontology annotation, molecular function: glucosyltransferase activity. The record is from RefSeq and is a predicted model, not a curated record.
UAGGAAGUAGUGGGAUGUUGGCCAACUUCAGACAGUUCUGUGUUAAGACCGCUCUUUGAUUUUCAGAACAUUGGAGUAGCCGGAUGAAAUUUAUUUGAAUAUAUUUUUGUAUUUUUUAAUGAUACGAUAGUGUUUUAUCUGCUUGGUUUAAGAACCUGAAAGAAAUGAAGAUUUUAUCUAAUUAGUUCAAUGUUAUAAGACGUGAAGUUCUUUUCGUAUAAACGUGGUUUUAAAAAUUUAAAUUAGUAAAACCGAGAGAAAUGUAUCUUUUACCGUUUUUAAUAUUGCUGAUUUGUCAAGAAGGAAAGAAUGUUGAAAUUGAUCCGCAUAAAACGGUUAUUUGGGGUCCCGGAUUGAAACCAGAUAAAAUAACGAUGCAAGCCCGAUAUAUUUUUUUCCAACUUAUAGACUCUAACGGAAUGAAUUUAACAGAAUCUCAGGAGAAGGAUGUAAUCUCUGCUCAUAUACAAGGCCAAACUUCAGUUGGACAUGCAUGUCAUAUAGGGACACAAAUUUUAGAUUGCAAAGAUGGAAGUUAUAUUAUAAGAUACAAAUUGCAUAAUACAUGCUUCAAUUUAAAAUUGAAAGUUAAAGUAAAACAUGUACCUGUCCUAUCACUGGAAUUCAAAGGUCCUAUCCACGAAGAAGAAUGUUACUGCCCACAACUCUCAAUUAAUAGGUGGAUGAAAGAUAUGGAGUGUUCCAAGAAUUACACACAAAUACACAAUGAUUUAAUUCCUUUCAACAAUGUGGAUUUUGAUGAAAUACGCCAAGAUAUUAUAAAAGCAUACGAUCGACCGGGAAGCUAUAGCCUUUGUCAUUAUGUAAUUAAGUCUAAUAAAAUUUUUAGGGAAUGUUAUGGGAAACAUGUGGGUUUCAAAAUAUUCAUGGACUCCAUCCUAUUGUCCAUCACUCGAAAAGUCGUGUUGCCUGAUGUAGAAUUCUUUGUGAACUUAGGAGAUUGGCCACUAGUGCCCAAUAAAGGCAAAAACUAUCCCAUCUUUUCUUGGUGUGGUUCCUCGGACACGAAAGACAUUGUUAUGCCUACUUAUGACAUUACUCAAUCAUCCUUAGAAGGAAUGGGAAGGGUAAUGUUAGAUUUGCUAUCUAUACAAGGUAACACAGAUGUACCAUGGAAAAGAAAGAUAGAGAAAGUGUUCUGGCAAGGACGUGAUUCUUGUCGGGAACGACUAGAUCUGAUCGAUAUUUCAAGGAAACACCCUGAUUUAUUUAAUGUUUCUAUUACCAACUUUUUCUUCUUUAAGAAUGAAAUGGAUAAAUAUGGUCCUGUACAAAGCCGUACAUCGUUUUUUAAUUUUUUUAAGUACAAGUAUCAGCUAAACAUUGACGGUACAGUAGCUGCAUACAGAUUUCCAUAUUUGCUUGCUGGAGAUUCCUUAGUCCUUAAACAAAAAUCGAAGUACUAUGAAUUCUUUUAUAAUGAUCUUGUACCUGAGAAACACUAUGUGCCUGUAGAGAAUGAUUUAUCGGAUCUUGUCGAGAAAAUAAUAUGGGCUAAAGAACACGAUGGGGAUGCACUAGAAAUAUCUAAAGCUGCUAGGCAGUUUGCAAGAGACAAUUUGCUACCUCGUGAUAUAUUAUGUUAUCAUGUAGUUCUAUUCAACGAAUGGAAUAAACGCUUAAAGAAUAAAGUUAAGGUACUGGAUAACAUGGAAGAAGUGCUGCAACCUAAUCACUCCUGUCUAUGUUACAAUGGAAAACUUAAAGAGGAACUCUAGUUCUAUGUACUUUUUUAAGUAUCUCAGUAAAGCGAUUUAUUCUUUGUACCUUUUGUAUGAAAAAAUACUAUAUCAAUUCAAAUUUUGUAUAUUCUUUUGUUGAUAAC